Messenger RNA from Drosophila innubila, 1171 nucleotides. Its product is annotated as speckle-type POZ protein-like. Bases 116 to 1015 code for a protein of 299 amino acids. The transcript has 2 exons. Lineage: Eukaryota; Metazoa; Arthropoda; Insecta; Diptera; Drosophilidae. Gene Ontology annotation, biological process: regulation of proteolysis; proteasome-mediated ubiquitin-dependent protein catabolic process. The record is from RefSeq and is a predicted model, not a curated record. Gene Ontology annotation, molecular function: ubiquitin protein ligase binding. Gene Ontology annotation, cellular component: nucleus; cytoplasm.
GGCUGCAUUUGAGUAAUGCGAUAUCUAAAUUAAUUACUCAUCUCUAGUUGCCAAGUUUUGCGAAGCUUAACACUAUAAUCUAUUGUAAAGAGUUGUGGAAAGAACAGACUUCAAAAUGAAUUGGUGUGAAACAUCGCACGAAAUUCAGAAGAUUAUUUACACGUGGACGAUCAAAAACUAUGAAUUGUUACAUUAUGUGCAAAAAGAUAAAGCGCUUCAGUCACCCGAGUUUCCAAACGACGGAAGUGGUCUGCAACUUUACUUGAAGCUCAGCGUUGUAUCUAAUGCGACAGACCAGACUGCCGUUAUGUUGUACAACACCUCGAAAAACUUAACCCACUUAGGAAAGGUGCACCUUUGUUUUGGAAGAGAUCGGAGAGGCUUAAAAGAUUUCCAAUUACCUAAAACUGGAGCAUGUAACUACAAAUGCUAUGAGGAUGCCCAACUACUUAAAUCAGCUGCCUCGGACAGUGGAAAUCUAAUAAUAAACUGUGACAUCACUUUAAUUGGAGAAUGUACAAAUAAAAGUGGACCGCAAGAAAAUUUAAUCAAAGUGCCCAAUUGCAAAUUAGUUGAAGAUCUUGUUGCUAUGCUUGAAACAAAGGAACUGACAGAUGUGACAAUCGUCACAGCCGACGGACAUAAGAUUCCAGUUCAUAAGAAUAUUUUAUCAGCACGAAGCAAAGUCUUUGCAGCCAUGUUUAAGCAUGCAAUGCAGGAAAAUACUGAGAAUUGUGUCGCCAUUAAAGAAUUCAAUUUUGAUGUUGUCUCUGAGCUGAUUCGAUUCAUGUAUUCAGGGGAAGCCCCGAAUUUGAAAGAGAUGAGUGGCGAACUUUUGGCGGCUGCUGAAAAAUAUCAACUGGACAGACUGAAGAUGAUGUGUGCCAAGUUUAUGGCCGACAAUCUGAGCAUAGAUAAUGCAGAUGCAGUGCUAAAGUCAGCCGAUCUAUACAAUUUGCGCGAUCUUCAGUUGAAGACCAUUCAAUAUAUUCAAUAUAACAUUGAAAUAUAUUAAAAAUUUGUAUGGAGCAAAAGCUUCAAGAAUUAAAACUAGAUGAUUCAUCAAGCAGCCAAAAGAAGUAAAAACAAUGGAGCUUACACAUACAAACAUAUAUACUAAAAUAUAUCUUAUCAUAUUAUUUUAUACAUACAUUUGAUACAACAUAUUAAU